Melospiza melodia melodia is the source of this 3047-nucleotide messenger RNA. Its product is annotated as zinc finger protein 572-like. The record is from RefSeq and is a predicted model, not a curated record. Lineage: Eukaryota; Metazoa; Chordata; Aves; Passeriformes; Passerellidae. The coding region runs from base 160 to 900 and encodes 246 amino acids. Gene Ontology annotation, biological process: regulation of transcription by RNA polymerase II. Gene Ontology annotation, molecular function: RNA polymerase II cis-regulatory region sequence-specific DNA binding; DNA-binding transcription factor activity, RNA polymerase II-specific. The transcript has 4 exons.
CGGCGGAAAUGCGGGAGGAAGAGGAGGGAGAGGAGGAGCAGGAGGGGGAGAAUCGCGGCGCUCGCAGCGCCCGCUCGCCGAGCCUGCAGCACCCCCUGCCCCGGGAGCAUCGCCCCCAUUCCCGAGCCGCAGGAUUUCCCAUUCCCAAACCUUGGCUGGAUGGAAGAGGAGAAGGCUGCAAGGAAGAGGAAGAUGCCCCGGGACAGCCAGGCGGGGAAGGAGCUGAGGAUGGAGAGCAGGGAGGACAAAUGCCUGUGGCAGAACAUGGUGGAAGAGGCCAUUUUGGGUGGCUUCACAGUGCAGGAAUCCAACAGGGAGGAAAAUCCCCAGAGAUUCCACAGGAAGAGGGACUGCAAACCCAGCCCAGGGUGCUCUGAGGAGGAAAGACCCAGCCUGAGCCAGGAAGGUGGACAGAGCUUCAGCCAGAACUCUGAGCUGGUGGCCCAUGAGCAGCUUUAUGACAGCAAGAGACCCUAUGAGUGCUUGGAGUGUGGGAAGAGCUUCAGGAAGAGAUUCAACCUGAUCUGCCACCAGAGGAUCCACACUGGGGAACGGCCCUACGCGUGCUCGGAAUGUGGGAUGAACUUCAGCCACAGGUCUGAUCUGGUUGUCCACCAGAGGUUCCACACUGGGGAGAGGCCCUACGAGUGUCCCCAGUGUCAGAAGAGGUUUCACACCAGCACCCACCUCCUCGUACAUGAGCGGAUUCACACAGAUGAGAGGCCCUUCCGCUGCCCUGACUGCGGGAUGGGCUUCAGGCACAACUCUACCCUCGUCACCCACCGGCGCAUCCACACUGGGGAGAGGCCCUACGAGUGUCCCCAGUGUGGGAAAAGCUUCUCAGAUCGCUCGUUCUUUACCCGACACCAACGGAGGCACCGAACCUUUCCUGGAGAAUGAGGUCGAGCUCCUGUCACAAGAUGUGGCACCACCUGCAGCUUCUCUUGGCUUUCCACACUGCGCAUGCAGCAGGACUCUUGCAGCAAAGCAAGACACAUGUUUGGAGAACUUGACAACUUGACUUUUCUUUUGCUGGUGGACUUGGGAGUUGUGCCAUUGGUGAGGUUUUCAUUGUUACUGUUCCAAGCUGAGAAAACAGGAGGUGGUACCAGGAAUUGUUAGGGAGUACAAGCCUGGCUAAAUGCAGAUGAAGAAUCUCCAGAGCCUGCAGCCACAAGUGGAGAGUUGUGUGAUGAUCAUUCCAACCUGUCAUUGGAAAUCUUGACAAUUAUCUGGAAUGUGAACAUGCUCUGACAGAGGGAAUUGGUUUCUGAAUUCAGUGUGGAUGAUUCCACAUCUGGUGCAUAAAUCAAGAGCACAAUCAGUUCAUUAUCAGCACCAGAACAAGCUGGACCUCAGAGUAGCUGACUGAAAUAAUCUGGAAAGGAGAAAUGCAGGGAAUGACCUGGUGAACCUUGCCUGGAAGAAGGAUGAUCUUUUUCUAAUAAUUACUAAUCCAUUCACUCGUAUUUUGGCUUUCUUAGCAAGGCCAUUUGCAUCCCAGAUUCCCCAGGAAGUGCAAAGUCUGAGCUUGUGCAAGGGGCUGAAAGAUGUCCUGUUCCUCUGCAGGGACACUCAGGCUGGAACAGGAGCCGGAGCCCUCUCUGGGGAAGCCUCCUCUGAGCUGGAAUUUGUGUCGUGCUGGGAGAGGAGGAGGAGGGGGAGAAGGCUGGCGCUGUGUGGCAGGAGCAGGAGGUUUGGGCCGCAGGGCAUUCCGUCUGCGCCGCUGCCCCGCAAUGGGAGGCCGUGCCUGGGGCUCUGGGCCUGGGCCCGUGUGUGCUGAGCUCCCUGGGCUGGGCUCAGGUUCCCGCUGGGACUGGGCAGAGCCUGGGCUCAAACUGGGGGCAGCAGCAGUGCAAAACACCUCUGGACAUCUGCGUUUCCUGCUGCUGGGAAGGAGCAAUGAAGCGAGUUGAGAAGCUCUGGUUUCUGCUUCUCCUGGUGGAUUUUUUAAUUUAAUUCCACACUGUGGAGGCAAAGUCUGUGAAGCCUCUGUUAGCUUACUCUAUUUCAACAAUGCUAGCAACAGAGCUCUGUUUGAGUGCUGCAAAUGUGGCCUGUGAGGCUUUAAUUCUCCUCAUCUUAGUGUUCAGGGGCUGAUGAGCAUUCCAGUAUCUGCUCAUCUUUAUGCCUGUGACAAAAACACUGACUUCACUGUCAUGAAAGCACUGUGGGUAGCACCAACUGAAAGAGGCACUUACAGUUUUAUGGAUAAAAUUCAGGUGGCAAGCAGAAGAGGGCCAAGAGCAGCCAUGAUCUGUAAUUCCCAAGAAAAGGCACCAGCAGCCUCCUGCUGUCACCUCAGGGUGAGUCAAACAGAGCUGGAAACAGUGCUGGAACCCAAUCCUUUCUUCCUCUGAGGGCUGGCUCAGGGCAGCACAGGCGGGCCCUGAGCAGUCAGGGCUGUGUGUGGGUGAUUGCUGCUCUGCUCCAGAAUUGAGCUGGAAAAAGCCCUUGGGAGCCGAGGCAGGAGCAUAUGUGUGUGUGUGUCUCUGUGUGUCUGUGUGUGUGGGUGUGUCUGUGUCUGUGUCUACGUGUCUGUGUGUGUCUCUGUGUGUGUGUAUGUGUCUAUGUGUGUGUGUCUGUGUGUCUGUGUGUAUGUGUGUCUGUGUCUGUGUGUCUGCUUUCUGUCUGAGCUGGUGCUCUCAUGGCUCCUGCCCAUUGGCACAAGGUUGUGUCCACCACCACCAUGGACCACAACAAUGACUCCUUUUCUUCAUUUACUCUGUGGUGUAAAUGAACUAUUCUGUCUGAUCAUGAUCAGAAAAAAUCAGAGCUAUAUUUAUAUAAAUUUAUCUGGUAUUCAAUCUUUAAUCCUGUAGGACAAAUUGUGUAAAAGUUCAAUUCCACCUGUCCAAUCUUUUACACCUUUGACAAAGACUGGGGCUGGGAUUGGAUCCAGCUGCUCCCAGUCUCCUCUUUUAAACGGAAUUUUAGAAGUCUAGGGGUCCUCCAGGGGGGGAUCCAUGGUGGCUAUUGGGUGUCAUUUCUUCAUCUCAUGACUCAGCAGGAGUUUCUCCAAUAAAGAAAUAAAGCUUUUGUCUGAA